AUGGCGUCAGCAUUGACGGACGUGGAUGUUCUGCGGAAUGGGAACGGAGGCGGAGUCGUUCUGGUGGCCGCAGACGAAGCAGAUCACGUGAGCGUCGACGCAGUUCGUCAAAAGAUCGCAGCAGACGUAGUCGCAGCCGCGAGCGUAGGCGAAGCAGAUCUGGCGAUCGCAAUCGCAAACGUAGUAGAUCGCGCGAGCGUAGACGCAGUGGAUCGCGAGAACGUCGACGUUCUCGCGAGCGCCGGCGCAGUCGCUCAAACGAUCGCAAGCGUCCGCGUAAUGACCGCAGCUCAGAGCGUAGACGGGACAGAAGCUCCAGUAGAGAGAGGCGGCGUAGGUAGACACCACCGACUUGAGGAGUACAGACGUGUAUUGUAG
This is a messenger RNA of Cooperia oncophora, 378 nucleotides long. NCBI's taxonomy places the organism in Eukaryota, Metazoa, Nematoda, Chromadorea, Rhabditida, Trichostrongylidae. The record is from the annotation of a GenBank genome assembly.